CCCUCGGCCGAGUCCUGGCCCGGGGAGGGGAAAUGGCUGCCUUGCUCCAAGGCUCGGGGCGGGUUGCGCAGGCGCCCGAGGCCUUGAGUCCUCCUCCUGCUCCUCAGCCGCCUCCCGCCCAGAGGAUGAGCCCCGAGGAAGGGCCUCCGAGGCCGAGACCCUCGGUGCCUCCGCCGCCGCCGCCAUGCGCCAGGCCCUGACCCAGGCGAGGCCGGCCUCCUCCUCCUCCCCGGCCUCCGGCAGCGCCCUCCCGGUCUCCGUCUCCCUCGGAUCCUUCAAUAGAAGAAAGAAGAAUGCGCUCUACGUAACGGUGACGCUUCUCAUUGUGUCUCUCUUAAUUCUGACCAUUGGCCUUGCUGCCACCACAAGGACCCAAAACGUCUCAGUCGGAGGUUAUUAUCCAGGGGUUAUUCUUGGUUUUGGGUCGUUUCUUGGAAUUAUUGGAUCAAACUUGAUAGAAAAUAAAAGGCAAAUGCUGGUUGCUUCGAUCGUGUUCAUCAGUUUUGGUGUUAUUGCCGCCUUCUGCUGUGCCAUUGUGGAUGGUGUGUUUGCUGCCAGGCACAUAGAUCUUAGGCCCCUGUAUGCAGGACGGUGUCAUUACUACUCUAAAAGUACAGCCUCACCAGAGGCUGUCUGCCACCCCCAACACCGAAGUACAAGUUGCAUGCCCAAGAUUAAAACUAACACCUGUUUCUGCUGUGACCUAUACAACUGUGGAAGAGUGGAGAUUUCCGGUGGGUAUUAUGAGUACAUUGAUGUCAGCAGCUGCCAAGAUAUCAUCCACCUUUACCAUUUGCUCUGGUCGGCGACCAUCUUGAACAUUGUGGGCUUGUUUCUGGGAAUCAUCACUGCUGCAAUCCUGGGUGGCUUUAAAGAUAUGACUCCCUCACUCCCUGCUCUUAACUGUACAUCUGAAAAUCCUCGGUCAGCUGUAUCCUAUUAUUCAAGACCCCAGGUGACAUCUUACAAUACAUACUAUCACAGCACUCCCCACCUGCCACCAUAUUCGGCAUAUGACUUCCAGCAUUCCACCACGUUUCAAGCCUCCACGCCAUCUGAUCCUCCGUCAUUAUCGCCAUCGCCGAGCUACGUGUGGUCUCCCACAGCACCUCCCCGUUACUCUCCACCGUAUUUUCCACCUUUUGAAAAGCCACCCCCUUACACACCGUAGAUGGAGGAGCGGGGAAGUACUGCCACUGGAACUCAUUGUGAAACUUUUGUACUGCAGUUAGAGGGGGGUAGGGAGUAGGAGAGGGGGCACAUCACUGCAUAACCAAGUAUAUAAAACAUCUUUGCAACACUUCUUUUGAGUAGCUUUGGGCUGAGGCCAAAUUGAUGAUCACGGAUAGCUUCUAGAACCUUCAUUGGCCAUGGCCAUUUGUUUUGGAUGGGCUUGGAAAACUGUUCUGCAGGAUGGAUAAAGAAGUGGCUUUUAUAUCUUGCUGUACUGUUGCUAGUUUGCUAAAGGUAAAGUUUGGGAAAGUUCCUUUUUUGGAGUACAAUUCCCAGAAUCCCCUCAACUACCUCCCAAACUCUAGCUAAAGGCAACUGGUUAGCCAAAGCCUAUUGUUGCCUUAUCCUGCCCUGCUUUUCCCCAGAGGUGCUUCUAGUGCAAGGGUGGGCAUGUUCCCGUGCCAUAAAGAAUGCGCCUACCAAUUUUCAACUCCACUGUUGCUCUGGAGGAUUGCAAUGCACUUUAGUGGCCACCAUUUUGGACAAAUGAAAGUGAUGUCACAUCAUGCUCAGUUGUCUUUUGGUCCAGGCUGAAGAACCCCUGGAAUGUAACUAGUUAUGCUGAUUUAAAAGGGAAGAGGCCUAUGGCCUUCCAAGGGUUGUAGGACUAUAUGGUUCCCAUCAUAUCUGGUCAUUCUGGCUGAGUUGGAUGGGUGUCCAUCUGCAUGUGGAGGCCCAGCAUUUUUCCACUUUAAAGGAAACGUGGAGAAGUUGUGGCCCUCCAGAUAUUAGAUUGUAGUUGCCAUCAACCUUAGCUAGCCUAAUUAAAGGUAAGGGAUGAUGGGAACUGCAGUCCAGCACUAGGAGGCCCACCACAUUCUGUUCCCAUGUUAAAUAGAUUUAAGCUCCAUAAAGGGUAUUUAUCUUUUAAGUUAGUAAGAGAGAGAAAAUAUAUAUGUGAUAUACAGAUCUUUAAUUCUGUGCCCAGAAAACAGGCCUUUAAAUGAGAAUGAAGGAUGAGCUGUUUGCUUUUGAGAGAUGUCUUAUUUCUUACGAACAAAAGCUUUACGUUGUCAUGAAGAGUAUUGAAAUGCUGCUGUUUGCUGUGUGAAUAAGAUCUUACCGAUACUUGGCAGCGGAUUUGUAAGCACUGAAUCACUGUAGAAAAAUAAUGGCUGCUUCAUGCAAAAUUUCUCCUUACGCAUACAGUAUAGGGAAAAUGUCAAAAAUGGAUUGCCCAUUUAUGUAGGUUUUUAUUGUAGCAAACGGAGUGCCAUAAAAUAGACUGCUAUUUGAAUUAGUAGAAAAGCUACACAGUAUGGUUGAAUGUCUUAAGUAAAUGCAGUUUAUAUUCCUCUUUUGCUGUAAAACUGAGGUAGGGAGCGUUUGGGCAUCCAGAUGUUACUGAACUGCAGCUCACAUCAGCACUAGCCAGAUGGUGAAGGCGGAUGAGCAUUGCACUCCAACAACGUCUAGAAGACCACGUUUUCCAACCCUGCUGUCAAAGGAUGCGGUGAAUGUAGCUGCUCUGUACUUGCAGAGGAUUUCAAAGGCUCAUUGGAACUUAUGGAUGACAUAUUAACAUAAAGGUAACCUUAAAAGCAUUUCCUGUUAAAACUGCUAAUACUUUACUGGGUUGCUUGUUGUCAUAUUGACGUGUACACUGGUAGUACAGAUGCUGUUAGUCUAACCUUUGCCCCUCAAAAAUCCAGAUAACAAAGAGCUCGUUUUGACUUAGAUUGAGCCAGUAUGAAAGAGGAAAAUUUGGCCUGUGAAAUUACUGCCAUUUAAUAACAGAAUUUUAAAAAGAAAUACCAGGACAUGUGAGAGCAUACUUCCACAGGUAAGUAUGUUUCAGUGUUGGUACAUGCUUUCACAUCAGUUUAGUGAAUGGGACGGCAAGAGGCAUUUUGGCAGCAUCCACGUGCCGUUCUGCAGGCAGGCAAAAGACAUUGUUUGCUGUUGUGUUUUUAAAAUUUCCCAUUUUAAAAGAUUAGGAAGCAGGUAACUGGGAAAUACUUGUCUGAAACCCUGGCAAGCUGUUUCCACUGAGAGUUAAGGUCUUUUUCACACUCCACAAUUGUAACAGCUUGAGGUCACUUUAACUGCCAUGGCUGCACCCUACAGAAUUGUAAUCUGGCACGGCACUAGAACAGAAUUCUAGCAAAGAAUUCUAAAUACCUCACAAAACUACAAGUUCCAGGAUUCCAUAGAAUGGAACCAUGGCAUCUGAAGUGACAUUAUAGUGCUCUAAUUGUAAAUUGUGAAAGAGACUACAUUUUUGGGCAAAUAGAACCAGCAGUCUGCUCUUGUCUAUGGCAGCUUCCUAGGGCAAGCUCUGUCUGCUCUGGUUUUCAGAAAGGUGCUUGCAAAGUGUAUUCAUCAUUUCCUAUAGCCUCUUUGGCAAAACUGCUAGUUUGAGUGUAAUUUAAUUACACCUGUGGAUUUAAAGGAAAUGUGGGAUACCUGAAGUUGUCUGGAUGGACUGCAUCUCCCAUGGCUUUAUCCUUGGCCUUCCUGGUUGGGGCUGAUGGGAAAUGAGAGUCCAACUUUAACUGGUGUGAAGAGCUGUCGGAGAGUAUUGUGAUAGCCUGGGCCAUGGGCAUGUGCCAUAUAAGCCACAAUCAUGGAAUCCUGCAAAAUGCUCUUCAUGCAUUAAGAGCCAUGUCAUGUGCCACUGUUUUUUAAAAAAAUAUGUUUAUUAUAUCUGUGGCUAAAAUGCGCUCAUUCACCCCAAUUUUCUUGCAUUAAGCCACCUAGAUAUACAAAAAUGCUUUCAUAUCAUUUGCUCAAUUUUAUGGCUUUUAAUCAAAACAUUUUUAAAAGAUUGAUUCUGAAAGCAAUUCAGCAGAUUCAUCCCUCUUUCCCUCCAAAAAGCACCCCAACCAUCUUAUUAUUGCUUUAGUCCCCAAGCUAAAAUGUCAUUGUGUUAAACUCAUCUGUAUAGCAAACACUGGUGUAGUAUUCUGUAAAUAUACUAAAAAGGGACAUAUGUCAGGGAUUCCUUCUAUCAUACAAUACUUGCAUUUCAUUAUUAUUGUGUGCCAAAGAGAUUGUGUAGAUGGCCUUGUGGUUGCUCUUUUAGGACAAGGGUGGUAUAUUGUUAGACUACCUCGCCCAGCAACCAUAGGAAGCAUAGCCACUGGCAAAAAAUGCUGGGAGCUGCAGUUCCAACAUUUAGAGGGCCAUACAAUUACCACCUUUGCUUUAAGAGGACGCUUCUUACAUUUUAAAGGAAUUACUAAUGACAACCUUUGACUUGGUAGAAGUGUAUACAUUAAAUAUAAAUGUAAAUACAAGAUAUGCAUUGUAUCCAUCCUUAAAUCCAUUUCUGUGAGAAUGUAAUAUAUACAAUUCGUGUACCUUGAAUAAUUUAUAAAAUCAAAAUAAAAGUGGUGACAAUUUUG
Molecule: messenger RNA, 4580 nt
Organism: Sceloporus undulatus (fence lizard)
Lineage: Eukaryota; Metazoa; Chordata; Lepidosauria; Squamata; Phrynosomatidae
Gene: TMEM255A
Product: transmembrane protein 255A
Exons: 9
Coding region: 185-1171 (328 amino acids)
Source: RefSeq, a predicted model, not a curated record